CGCUUUUAAACAAGUGACUAAUUUUUUAAUGAUGUGGAAACGAAUGAUCAACUAAAAAAUUAAAUUUUCUUCGAUUUUACAUUUUAAAAUAUAGUCAUGAAAACGUUUAAACGGACUGCGGCCGAUAAUAAUAAUAAUUUCCUAAACAACACUAACAGUAGCAGUAACAAUUUCGCUUAUAACAUCAACCACAAAUCUACCAUCUUAUUGAAACUUCUUGACGGGUUAGGUAAGCCAACGAAGAGAGGAGUUAGGCAGUGUCCUAAGUGUGGCUACGUGAAUGGCCUGCGAGGAUUUCAGUGUAAGAAUAAGAGUUGUGCAUUCAGGUUCAAAAAUGAGCUAGUCGUACCAGCUGAGAAUGAUAAAUCUCUCUUUGAUGUGGAUAAAUUUUUAGAUACUGAGUAUUUCAAGAAAACUUACAAAAUUGUGAAGUUAGUAUCUUCUGAUAGAUUUUAUUCUGUCCAAAGACUGGUGACGGAUGAAUGUGAAUUUAGAAAAGAGGAUUGGGGCUUUGUGUAUUUGCCAUUUUCUGAACAUCCUCGUAAUAGAAAACCCAUUGAUGAUAUUGUUUUGGAAGAUUUUGAAAAUUUCCAAAAGAUGGCAAAUUGCAGCAUGACAAGCUGUGAGAACUUUUCAAAAGAUUCAAGAACAUCACUCUACAAGAAGCAUAAAAUCAGAAGAAGCAAUGAUGAAGACAUGAGCCAACCAAAAUGUGAGCAUAUCAAAGCAGCCUACCUCUCGGCUCACACAGGCACCAUCUUCCCCAUCAACCGAAAUGUUUUGGACACUGUGUAUCUACCCAUGGAGACAAAAAUCCAACUCACUAAACUACUUGUCAACCAGUCAGACUUAAAUGUCAUUGUCCAAAGAGUUUCUGAUCAUGUUUUUGUGGUCAGGAUAAAUUCAGAUUUUUUGCACCCACUGGGAUUUUCCCAUGUUCAUGUGACAGGUAUCUCUGGGGAAAGUGAAAGUGAAACUCUAAUUGGAAGUAAUGAUUUAAAAAAGAAUUUUUCAUUAAAGUGCUGGUGUGGUCUUAGUUUGGAUCUGGAUUUUUUUAAGGACUCCACCUACCAGCCCUGUACAUUUUUAUUUGCCUGCCUGCUGGCUCUUAGCUCGUCCUCCAUUUAUAACAGCCUUUCGUUCCCCCUUUUGUCUGAAAUGGAUGAAUAUUAUAAUCAAGUGAACAUGGUUCAGGAGUCCAUGUUCAAUGUUGACCCAAUUAAUUCUCAGUCACCAGCCAAUGGCAACGAAGAGGAUGAUGACCCAAUUACGAGAUCUGAAGAUGUUUUAGAAUAUUUAAAAAGUUUACCAAAGAAUGAUGAAGAUAAAGCCGGAACUUCACAAGCAAAAGAAUCCUUUCAGCUUCAAGAUGUUAACAACAGCAACAACAAUAACAAUAAUAUUAAUGCAAUCAAUAAUAAAAAUAACAAAAAUAAUACUGACAUUAUUAAUAAGACAGUUAUAAGUAGUGGCAACAAUUUUAAACCAAGUUUAACCAUUGUCAAACGCAUCAGCAACAAAGGCAAUGACAUCAGCGGCAAUAACGCUAAUAACAUUGUCAAUAACAAUAUUAGUGACAUCAAUAACAGCAGUAUUGGUGCUGUUAACAGCGUUAAUAGUAACAUUUUUAAUAAUAGUAACAUUAACACUACUGGCUUGAAUAAUAACAACAAGCUGGCUAAUGUCAUUCACAUCAAAUGUAAACCCAGGCCACUGCACCUCCUAACCCCGCAGAACUUUUUCGACGUCGUACACGAACGUAUUUCCCAUUUUCACGGACUGAAGAAGAAACGACUUCCGGAUUCGAUACUAACCGUUUCUCGGUAUCCGCCAACCGACACAGAUCCGCCGUUCGGUCAAUUUUUGCAAUAUAUGUGGAACCUUAAGGACCCUAAACAUGUCCAGUAUAUCUUUUCUACCUCAACGAAUAAAUUCGAUCUAUCUCAGUUAUUCAUCGAAAACAAGGACGGUACCUACAGCAAAUACGAGCCGCAGAUACCGACAACCGAUUCGAAUAAUCCUCUCACCAACUCUAAACCGAUCAUUCGACCACUGCACUUGAAGACUCAGCUAGAGAUCGGUUUUAACAAAGAUUAUAAAUUGUCGAAACCGUUUAUAAUCGAGUGGAUGCCGGAUUUUUAUCCGAAAUCGAAAGUCGGUCGGUUGGUGUUGAAAUACGAGUUCAGUCACUACAACUGCGCAAGACCCGAUGAGACUAUUGAAAUGUGUUGAAUUCGUAGUUUUGAUUGUUAUUGACUGAAUGAUAAUCAUUCUUUUUUUUUAAUAUGGAUAGAUUGAUAAUGAAUCAAUUAAUAAUGAUUUAAUGACCUAUUUGCUGGUUGUUCUCGAUUGAUUGAUUAGUUGAUUGAUUGAUGAUUGAAACAUUGUUAUCUCUUGACUGCUGCCAUCAUUUAUUUUUAGUUGGCUAGUGAUUGUUAGACAAUGUCCAUUUCUUUGUAAGACUCAACGUUUUUUUCAUUCGUUUCAAUGUUUAUUCGAUACAGUUUUCUAAUAAAAUUAC
Messenger RNA from Helobdella robusta, 2521 nucleotides. RefSeq lists its product as hypothetical. The coding region runs from base 97 to 2232 and encodes 711 amino acids. Gene Ontology annotation, cellular component: nucleus. The record is from RefSeq and is a predicted model, not a curated record. The transcript is spliced from 7 exons. NCBI's taxonomy places the organism in Eukaryota, Metazoa, Annelida, Clitellata, Rhynchobdellida, Glossiphoniidae.